Molecule: messenger RNA, 483 nt
Organism: Eimeria tenella
Lineage: Eukaryota; Apicomplexa; Conoidasida; Eucoccidiorida; Eimeriidae
Product: Chromosome II, complete genome, related
Exons: 4
Coding region: 1-483 (160 amino acids)
Cellular component (GO): spliceosomal complex
Source: RefSeq, a predicted model, not a curated record
AUGCAGCAGCAAAGUGGAAACAGUUUGCCUGCAGCGAGGGUCUUGAACAAAUUUCAAGAAAACCAAUUCGAAAAAGUAGAAAGACUUCUCGAGCUGAGGGAAAUCUAUAAAUCAAAAGUGCAAAAAAUUAAAAAGAAACAAAACGUGGCGGAAGAUCUCAAAGAAAUCAACCAAGAGAUGGGAGUCAACUCGGAAGAAAGGCUUUACCUGGACGCCUGCGAAGCGGGCUUGUCCGUUUUGCAACAAGUUGACAGCAUAAUUGUUCGUUUGAUAAACGCUGGCAACGCCCUGGUCCGUUUAAGGCUGAUGGAUUUGAUGCGAAUGAAGAGCAUAGACACCGCAGAUGUGGAGGCAGUGCUGGCAGAAUUUGCCGCACAUAUGGACGACGAGGCCACGGGCCCCAAAGAGGAAGUGGAAAGACUGAUUUCAAAUUUCAAGGAGGCGAUGGAAGAAGAGGAGGAAGAAGAGGAAGAAGAAGAAUAA